AAAAUAAUUAAUCAUAAUAGAAUUCUUGUAAGAGACUUCCAUGGCAUAUGUAAAGUUGUUGAAUAAAUAAAUUAUGAUUGUUGUAUAACUUAUUUUUAGUAGUGCUUAGUUAUAUUUCAUUUUAUAACAAAGUAAAAGAAUAUUUUCUAAAACUUGGAACAAAUUAUGAACAAAUUAGCGAGUAACAAGAUGGCUUCUACUUAUUUAUACUUGUAUUUCACACUAUUAUUGUGGGUUGAUAAUUGUGUUUGUCCUCCACGUUCAUAUGUUAAAAACACAAAAUCAAGUAAUCGAUUAUCAGAUCAAGAAUUUAACCUUCUUAUGGAAGAAGAACAACAACAAAAGCAAAAACUUAACCAAGAACCUUCCAAUGGAAAUACACUGGAUGAUUUAGGUAUUGAAUACAAUCGUUAUUUACGUGAAGUUGUUGAAACAUUAGAGAAAGAUGAAGAUUUUAGAAAAAAACUUGAAAGAACCAAUGAAGCUGAUAUAAGGACUGGCAAGAUUGCUGAUGAACUAGAUUAUGUGAAACAUCAUGUUCGUUCAAAACUUGAUGAAUUAAAACGACAAGAACUUAAUAGAUUACGAAAUAUGGCUAAAAGAGCUUACAAUGAUUUUCAAAAUGAACCAGGUCACAUUGAUCAUCAAAAUCCACAUAGUUUUGAAAAAAAUGAUUUAGUUAAACUAAUAAAACAAGUUGCUCAAGACUUAGCCGAAGCUGAUGAAAAACGGAAACAAAUAUUUAAAGAUUAUGAAAUGCAAAAACAUUUUGAGCGUGAUCAAAAGUUAAAGCAAAUGAAUGAUAUUGAACGUGAGAAAUUUUUAUUGAAAGAAAAAGAAUCAGAUAUUCAAAAAGAAGUUAAGCAUAAAACAAAUCCUAUUCAUCAUCCUGGUAGUAAAAAACAACUUGAAGAAGUAUGGGAAAAACAAGAUGAAAUGGAAGGAGAAGCAUUCAACCCAAAAGCAUUCUUUGCCUUACAUGACAUUGAUGGUAAUCAUUUUUGGGAUGAAGAAGAAGUAAAAACAUUAUUCUUAAGAGAGCUGAACAAACUAUAUGAACAAGGCAUGAACAAUGUAGAUUUAAUGGAGAAAGCAGAAGAGAUGGAACGUAUGCGUGAACAUGUAUUUAAUGAAAUGGAUUCAAAUAAAGACAGACUUAUAAGUUGGGAUGAAUUUAAGCGCAUGUCUGAACAACCAAACUUUGAAAAAGAUGAAGGAUGGAAAACCAUUGAUCAAAAUGAAAUUUACACAAAUGAAGAGCUAAAAAAGUUUGAACAACAGCAAAUAGAUCAGAUGAUACAAAGUGGACAUAUUCCUAAUUAUUAUCCUGAAUAUUAUCAGCAUCACACAGAAGUGCUUAAUUCUUCAUUAAAUCAGGGUUAUCAAAUUAAUUCAAAUUCUCAUCAAUCCCAAUACAUGAACCAUCAAUCUCAACAAUACUUAAAACCUCAUCCAGCACUACAGUACAAUAAUAUACCACAACAACAAAUUAAUCAUCCACCUCAAGAACAAAUGCAAAAUCAUUAUGUUAAUCAACAAGAAAAACAGGAUUCUAAGCAACAAAAUUCUCCUGUUUUACAAUAUGCACCACAGCAACAACAAUAUCAAGCCAGUGAUCAAUUAAAAAAUCACAACACGAGAUUAAAUGAUGUUGGUUCAAGUAAUAUUGGGAAGAAAUCCAAAGAAAAUUUUGGUAAAUCAGGACAUGUAGCUGGAAAUUAACAAUACAUAAUUUUCUGUGGGGUCGUGAAUAACUUUAUUUUAUUUUAUUUUAUCAAAUUUGUUUUUAUAGCAUUCUAAAUUCUGAAUUUAAAGUUAUUAAAUAUUAUACUUCAUAAAAUAUAAUUAUUUAGAAAAAGUUGUUGAAAUUAAUUUUCAUUAUAUGUUAUAAAAGUAAAAUUAC
Molecule: messenger RNA, 1903 nt
Organism: Daktulosphaira vitifoliae (grape phylloxera)
Lineage: Eukaryota; Metazoa; Arthropoda; Insecta; Hemiptera; Phylloxeridae
Product: nucleobindin-2-like
Exons: 9
Coding region: 166-1722 (518 amino acids)
Cellular component (GO): extracellular exosome; endoplasmic reticulum-Golgi intermediate compartment
Molecular function (GO): calcium ion binding
Source: RefSeq, a predicted model, not a curated record